Melanotaenia boesemani (Boeseman's rainbowfish) is the source of this 3287-nucleotide messenger RNA. RefSeq names its product solute carrier family 7 member 1a (gene slc7a1a). The transcript is spliced from 13 exons. Gene Ontology annotation, biological process: transmembrane transport; amino acid transport. Gene Ontology annotation, cellular component: plasma membrane. The coding region runs from base 234 to 2192 and encodes 652 amino acids. NCBI's taxonomy places the organism in Eukaryota, Metazoa, Chordata, Actinopteri, Atheriniformes, Melanotaeniidae. Gene Ontology annotation, molecular function: amino acid transmembrane transporter activity. The record is from RefSeq and is a predicted model, not a curated record.
UAAACCUCAUAGUUCCUUACCACCUUUACUGGUUCAUAUGCUUUUUUUAUCAGUGUUUCUGCGCGCUUUUUGCUUUGUUCAGACCUCUGGAAAACCCUGACUUGGAUCUCUUUCUCGUGCGCUGACGGUGACUUGAAAAGCCUUUGUGCCCCAUUAGGGUGUGUGGCCUGUCCCAUUCGCUCUUCUGAACCCUGAACCCCCCUAAAGGCUUUCUCUCCUUCCCUGUGGUCUCUAUGGCGCUUGAGAAGCUUAUGCGCUUCGGGAAGCAGUUGCUAAGGGUGAAGGUGGUGAACUGCAACUCCGAGGACUCCCGUCUGUCCCGAUGUCUCAACACUUUUGACCUGGUAGCCCUGGGUGUGGGCAGUACGUUAGGCGCUGGCGUUUACGUACUUGCUGGUGCAGUAGCACGAGAUAAUUCAGGUCCUGCUAUUGUGCUGUCUUUCCUGAUAGCAGCCUUAGCUUCAGUGUUGGCUGGUCUUUGCUAUGCUGAGUUUGGAGCCCGUGUUCCCAAAACGGGCUCAGCUUAUCUUUACUCCUAUGUGACAGUAGGAGAACUCUGGGCCUUCAUCACUGGGUGGAACCUCAUCCUCUCCUACAUCAUUGGUACCUCCAGUGUGGCCCGUGCAUGGAGUGCCACCUUUGAUGAAUUGGUAGGAAAGCAUAUAGAGCACUUCUGCAGAGAGUACAUGUCUAUGAAUGCACCGGGUGUAUUGGCACAGUACCCUGACAUGUUUGCUGUUCUCAUCAUAGUAACUCUUACAGGUCUUCUUGCAUUUGGAGUGAAAGAGUCAGCGAUGGUGAACAAGGUUUUUACAUGUGUCAACGUCCUCGUCCUGUUGUUCAUGGUGGUCUCUGGCCUGGUCAAAGGCACUUUGAAGAACUGGCAGUUAGACCCUGAGGAGAUAUUACGUGUCAACUAUACAAAUAACUCAAUUCACAAUUUGACUGACACUCUUCCCGCCAAGGAGAGUUUAGGAGUGGGGGGCUUCAUGCCAUUUGGUUUCACUGGAGUCCUCUCAGGAGCAGCUACUUGUUUCUAUGCCUUUGUGGGAUUUGACUGCAUUGCCACUACAGGCGAAGAGGUGAAGAAUCCCCAGAGAGCCAUUCCUAUUGGCAUUGUUUCCUCACUGCUGAUCUGUUUUGUGGCCUACUUUGGUGUUUCUGCUGCCCUCACCCUCAUGAUGCCAUACUAUCUUCUGGACAGCAACAGUCCUCUGCCUGUAGCUUUUAAAUAUGUGGGCUGGGGUGGAGCCAAGUAUGCUGUAGCUGUAGGCUCUCUGUGUGCUCUGUCUACCAGCCUGCUGGGUGCUAUGUUCCCUAUGCCCCGUGUGAUCUGGGCUAUGGCUGACGAUGGGCUGCUUUUCAAGUUCAUGGCCGAGAUCAGCCCCCGCACCAAAACCCCGCUAAUUGCAACCCUCGCCUCUGGCACAGGGGCAGCUAUCAUGGCAUUUCUAUUUGACCUGAAGGACCUGGUGGACCUGAUGUCUAUAGGGACCCUGCUGGCCUAUACAUUAGUAGCAGCCUGUGUGCUUGUGCUCAGGUACCAGCCCGAGCAGCUCAGCCCAAUGUACCACUUUGCGAACUGUCAAGAUGAGGCGGACUUGAGUGAUGGCAUUGGUGCCCCCAGUAUGGGCAUCCUGCCUGGCGUGGAGGAGAGGUUCAGCUUUCAGACCCUCUUUUUUCCAGACAACCCUGAGCCAUCCACUCUAUCAGGCUUCACUGUCAACAUUUGUACCUCCAUCAUGGGAAUGCUGAUCCUGACCUUCAGUAUACUGGCAGUGCAGGGAGGUUUUGCUGCGUGGAACAUGGUAGCCCUCAGCAUCAUCUUCAUGGUGUGUAUCCUCCUGGUCUUCAUCAUAUGGAGGCAGCCUGAGAGCAGGACAAAACUCUCUUUCAAGGUCCCCCUGCUGCCCUUCAUUCCAGUAAUCAGCAUGUUUGUCAAUGUCUACCUGAUGAUGCAGCUCGACAGAGGCACCUGGAUUAGAUUUUCAGUCUGGAUGGCCAUAGGUUUAGUGAUCUACUUAGGCUACGGCAUCCAUCACAGCUCUGAAGGAGCUACGUCCCGCUCUUCUCUAGAGACCGAGAUGAAUGGCUUCAAGCUUGACCGCAAACUAGAAGCUAUGUCAACAGAAAAAGAGGCCUUUCUCCAUGACGGCAUUGACGUCAGGGAAGACAACGAUGGAGAUUUGUAGGACACUUCAUGUCAGCCUGCUCUGACAUUAGUGUGUAGAUUGUUUAUUGCCUGGAUAUAUCCCACUCCUUCACUGGCAGUGUUCCAUUUCGGAGAAAGCUUUUAUAAACAACUGACCCAAAAUUUGUAAACUUUGUCUUUCUCCCUCAGCCGCUGGGUAGAACACAGACAGCUGGUGAUGAUCCUCAAGCAAAAAAACAGAUGUUUAAAGUUAUAAUUGGCAUGUUCUGCAGUAUCAGUACAUUGCAGGUUGUUACCCCCUUUGCAUGGCCUGGAGAGUCCGUGGCUCAUUAUUGCUUGGCUGUUGGUGGAGGGAAGCCUCACGAUGGACACAUGAAGAAUGACAGUGUUAAAUUGAAGUUCAGAAAAGGGUGAGAUUGUGUUACAUUUUCUGCUUAUGUUGGGUUCUAUUAGUUUGCAAUGUAUCUGGAUUAUAUUGCUGGUGGUGGGACUAAAUAAUAGCAGGGGCCAGACAGAUACUUUUUUCAGGUUUUUUUUUUUUUUUUUUUUUUUUUCAGGGGAGGGGGUCAAUUAAAACAACUACAUAUUUAAAUAAUUUUAAACAUUAUUCUAGAUAUAUUCACCAAAAAGGGCCUGCUCUGUGUGCUGCUCACUUAUUUCAUGCCGAUUCAUUAAAUAAAGCUUUGGUUGUCAUCAGAUGGUAGCCAGAUGUUUCUAGAGUUGGUUCAAGUUUUCUGAACCCUUUUUGUUCUCUGCUUGACUGUUAAUAUAUCAUUUAAGAAUGAUUGGUCAAUAUGUCUUGGUUUGCAAGCCAACAGGAAACAGAAACCAGAAAGCUUUGGGUGCAAAAAUCCUAUCCAUUGCCAACAGAUACUGCAUACUUAGAAAUCUGUUAAAAGAAAUGUCAGUGAAAAUUACCAGUGCAACUGGUGUUGCUCCUUCGACAGCACUGGUAGGCAUGUCAGAGCUUGUAUGACACAUAUAGGAUGUAUUCUAGUCCAAAGAGUAUCAGGAACCUUCUAAUUAAUAAUGAUGGUUUUGAAUAAUGACAGCUGCUAAAAUACACUAUUACACUAAUACACUAAUGGAAAAAAAAAGUAGAUGAUAAUGGAUUGUCACAGUGCUGGCUGCUGUG